Molecule: messenger RNA, 2176 nt
Organism: Oncorhynchus kisutch (coho salmon)
Lineage: Eukaryota; Metazoa; Chordata; Actinopteri; Salmoniformes; Salmonidae
Product: paralemmin-2
Exons: 1
Coding region: 1595-2176 (193 amino acids)
Source: RefSeq, a predicted model, not a curated record
CAAAUCUUUGUUUUUUUCAUCAUCUUUGAGUUGCACAAGAAAUGCCAUAAUAUACUUUUGCAGUUUAGGCGCAAUUUAGAUUUUGGCCACUAGAUGGCAGUGGUGUAUGUGCAACGUUUCAGACUGAUCCAGUGAAGCAUUGCAAUACUGCACAAAUGUACAUUUUCAAGUACAUAACUAUAGAGAACAUGCUAAAUGAUAUGGGAAUACAAAACUGUAAGUUUACACACUCCCAGGGAGGUCAUAAAUGAUGGAAAAUGAGCUUCCCUACAGAAAAGACACUAACCUUCACACAUCUAGACGGUGUGUGUGGGGCCAGAAACAGCAAGGGUUCAAACUUUAGAACCCAGUUUUUACAUUUGAAUAUAAAAAUAGAUUUUAUCAAACAAAAAUGUGCAAACUUUUAUCUCUGCGACCCUCAAGAUGACAAAUCAGGGCAAGAUUACUGAAUGUAAGUACAUAUUUUACCUUCAGAGGUGAAUGUAUCAAACCAAGUGCUGUGAUAAAAGUUUUUGUUGUUGUUGUGCACUCUCCUCAAACAAUAGCAUGGUAUUUUGUCACUGUAAUAGCAACUGUAAAUUGGGCAGUGCAGUUAGAUUAGCAAGAAUUUAAGCUUUCUGCACAUAUAAGACAUGUCUAUGUCCUGGAAAGUUGGAUGUUACUUGCAAUGUCAUUUUUGUCAUAUUAGCGCAUGUUAGCAACAACCGUCCUGGUAUAUGGACAACGAUCCCGUAGAGGUUAAACAGCAUGAUCAUUACACAAGUGGAACCUUGCACCGGGGACAAUAAAAGGACAAGUUUUGUCACACAACACAAUGCCACAGAUGUCACUCCUACUAAAAAAUGCUCACUAUGUGUGCGUGUCUGUGUGUGCUUGCGUGCGUGUGUGGGGGCGAAUCCAUGCAUGUGGCAAGGUUGUGUCUUAUGGAGCUGAUCAUUUUAGUGACUGUCCCCCUGUUACUCACUUAAAGGGAGAAUCUCCACGCUGUGCUCUCCUGAAAGGGUUCAGAGCCUAUGGGAAUUCCAGUUAUUUUGAAAGAACUCACUUCAUUUAUUUAUCUUAAAAGGCCAAUACUAAAUGGAAACAUGUUCCCUCUUUGUACCACUGAGUUUGUCAUAAUGAGUACUAUUUCACAGACUCCUGAAUGGACUGUUUUGUUUUGUACAGUAUUAUGUACUAAACUAAUUUAAAGGUUUUAACCAGUACAGACAAUUGUUUUAAAUCUUUAAAUUACUAAUCAGAAAUUGAGAGAUUGAGUUUUAUUGUCUUUCUCAUAAUUACUAAGCAUGGUCUCUGAGGACAACUAUCACAACGUAAAAGCUGGUAAGCCUGUAGCUCUUUUAGCUCAAGUGAAAUAGAGAUGUCUAAGUGAUGUUAUGACAAAGUGUGGUGAUGAUAAUUUCCUUUGCUAUUUCAGUGCAGCACACCUCAGAGAAGUGCAUGAAGAAAAAUGAAAAGUAAGACCAGCGCCAUCCACCUCUCCUCUACAGUGGCGGGGGGCCAGAGGAAGCUUGAUGGAAGCAGCUUGACAGUUUACAAUGAGGGCUAGAAGGUGAAGGUGGUGUAUGAGGUCAACCCUGGUGAUGUCUGCACCAUGGAGAAUGGUGCCCACUCCCAGAGACAAGGUCUGUGCAAGGUCACCAGCAGAGAUGGUGGAGGAAACGUGCCCUCUCCAUCGGGUGUAGUCACCAACGGCAGGAGACAGAAAGACCUACAGGACCAGAAAGCUGGAAAUAACAGUAACUCCAUGUUGAUGUGUCAUGCCUCCAUUAGCCAGCCCUGCUCUGGGCCUGAGGACAACUCAACAGAGGCACACAAGACUUUAACAGUGACUUCAACUACGAUCUUUGUGGAUGCACACACCAUCGAUGAGUCGUCGGAGACGCACAGCCUUUUGGGUGUAAUGGAGGUGCACAUUAAGGAGUUUGUCCUCAUUGAUGAUGAUGAUGACAGUGGCAUGUCCCUAAGAGAGAAGACUGUCACUGACAUGUCCAUCAUGGAUGUUAACGCUGCAGACCUGGUCUGUGGCAAACUACCGUCCAUCACUACUGACACGUCCUCUGAGUGUAAAGAGGAGAGUCUGGCCCCGGAACCUCCACCCCCUGCACUGACACUAAAAAGCAGUCCUGCUGCUUCUUUUCCAUUCAAUGAUCAUUCUAUCUGUUCCUUUUUAUGA